GUAACUACUGAAACACCCUAGAGCCCUCCUGCUGGGACCUCGACCUGAACUGCACAAUGACGCCCUUGAACGCUCUCGGAACCAGCGCGAUGAAGAUCUUGGUCGCGGGUAUGGAGCUGCCACCAGCGGCUGCGGCAUCUGUCGCUGCGAUGCCUGCAGCUGAUGCGGAGGGCGAGCUCGACAUGCUCCUGGUUGGGCCGCACGCCAGUGCUCGCUCUUCUCUGGCACUGCACUUCGCGCUGCACCACUCUGCGGAGUCUGGGCUGCCGGCGCUGUUCCUGUGUGUCCAGGACGCUGUAGAGCAAUCCGUGCCGCUCCUGCCGCACAUGUGCGACACAAGCGACCCUGUCCUCGAGCGUUUGCACAUCAAGUACGUGAAGGGCCACCUGGACCUGCAGCGCUUCGGCUGCUGCCUGCACAUGCUUCAGGCCGCCUACUCGGCCGUGGUGGUGGAGGACAUGAGUGGUGUCAUCAAGAUCGACGACCGUAACACCCUUAUUCGCACUCUUGCGCUUCUAGUGGACGGAAUGCAAGCUUACAGAGCAGCGCGUCAGUUGCGAUGCCCGCUCCUUGUCACUGACUCGAGUGACGAGGCGCGCCGACCUCGGUACAUCUAUGACCGCUGGUUCCCGCUCACACUGGUGCUCGCACCAGUAGCAGCACCCCCAGGGGCUGGUGGCAACAGCUGCUACUGCCUCAGUGUGUCAGGGUCGUCGGCCGCGGCACGGCCUCCCGGCGGUGGUGGGGGAGGCGGCAGCGGCGCGGCCGAGCUCCCGGCCCCAGAGAGUACGGCGGCAGAGCCAGCAGGGACAGCCGCAGCGAUUGCAAAUGCAGGGCCGCGGUUCGUGUACUGGACCACGGGCACGCACAUUGUGCUGGAGAGUGUUCUGGGGCUCGGGCAGGGGCCUGGGCCUGGGCAGGGGCUGAAGGAGCCAGCGGCACGGCCAGUGGGAGCAGGCGGCGGACCUGCUGCGGCUGUGUUGCCGCCAGCAGCAUUUUGGUGAGCCGUGUAUCUUGUGUUAGGGUCUGUGUCGUAUCAGGCUCCCCUGUUGAUAGGUCUGUGCCAGUGUAGAUGUCUGGAGAACACGGCAGGCCGACCUCGCUUGGUGAUAGUAGGUAUAACCCAACCGCCAUGUUUCCUGUCUCCCAUUCUUGAGUCAUCUGAAAGCUAAAAGGAGCAUUGCGUUGAAAGGCCGGAUCCAUGUACGCGCGUGCGCUGGGGCCAGUGUAUAGGGCAUUUUGCUGUCACGCACGGGAGGCGUUGGCCGAGAGUUGCCGGCAGCGGUUACCACGCCUGUCGUGUAAUGAGUUGGCAGUGUACAUCGAACGCCAUAGAUGCACAAGGCAUAGCGGAUAUGGACAUUGUGCAUUCACAGCUAACAUAAUGUAAUUGCGCCGUGCGUCCCGGGAGCACCAGCAGGCAGCAGCAGCUAGCAGGGGGUCAGGUGAUGACGUGGGGCGGUGUGGGGCAAGGUGUGGGGCGCGGUGUAUGGUGGUGGCAUCCUGUAUGUUUAUCUGGGCGCUUCAUUGCGCUUAGCCAAUCGAGUCGUUACCAAGCAGGUGCCUCCGCCUCCCUUUCUCCUGCCUUGUAACCUUGCUCUCGA
This is a messenger RNA of Chlamydomonas reinhardtii, 1604 nucleotides long. RefSeq lists its product as uncharacterized. Lineage: Eukaryota; Viridiplantae; Chlorophyta; Chlorophyceae; Chlamydomonadales; Chlamydomonadaceae. Bases 90 to 1004 code for a protein of 304 amino acids. Gene Ontology annotation, cellular component: Shu complex. The transcript is spliced from 6 exons. Gene Ontology annotation, biological process: double-strand break repair via homologous recombination. The record is from RefSeq and is a predicted model, not a curated record. Gene Ontology annotation, molecular function: single-stranded DNA binding.